Molecule: messenger RNA, 6295 nt
Organism: Syngnathoides biaculeatus (alligator pipefish)
Lineage: Eukaryota; Metazoa; Chordata; Actinopteri; Syngnathiformes; Syngnathidae
Gene: lama4
Product: laminin, alpha 4
Exons: 40
Coding region: 145-5805 (1886 amino acids)
Biological process (GO): regulation of cell adhesion; regulation of cell migration; cell adhesion
Molecular function (GO): signaling receptor binding
Source: RefSeq, a predicted model, not a curated record
CAUAAGGGAGAGAAAGGGAGGAAGUUCCCACAACUUUGUUUAUUCUACUCAGUCUGGGAGAGAACUCGGCACAGUGAGAAAUCAAGAUAUUGUAGCACUGGAGAAGUGGAGCACAAGAAGCCACACAGAUACUCUCCCACUGACAUGACUGACAGAGGAAAAAAUCCACUUGGAAAAAAAAAACAGAAUAUGGCUGCUAAAGCAAUGCGCUCCCUCUGCCUUUUUGGUAUUCUCAUUGGGAUGGCCUAUUCAUCUUCUGUUGUCGGGUAUGGAACAGAGCCACAGAUGUCUUUGAAAAUUUGCGGUAAGGGAUUUUUCCUUAGUGAGCAAAACAAAUGUUUGCCCUGUAACUGCAAAGGCCAUGCAGAUCGCUGUGAGGACAUCACAGGCAUUUGUCUUAAUUGCAUGGAUCACAGUAUGGGUGAUUUCUGUGAAAUGUGUGAAGAUGGCUACAUGCUUGCACCAAGCAAGGUUGGUAACCAUAGUUGCCAACUCUGUGCUUGCCCUCUCUCUGUCCCCUCAAAUAAUUUUGCAGUCCACUGUGACAGGCAGGGUGACAUUCAACGAUGCAAGUGCAAGGAAGGUUAUGCUGGACAUAUCUGUGAGAGGUGCGCCCCUGGUUACUACGGCAUGCCAAUGGCAAUUGGUGGUUCCUGCAAGCGCUGUGACUGUAAUGACAACUCUGACCCAAACCUGAUCUUUAAUUGGUGCCACAAUGUGACAGGACACUGCCAACACUGCUGGGGUAACACUGCCGGGCGAAAUUGCGAAAGGUGUGCGAAAGGCUUCUACGGCGAUGCCAUCGGUGCCAAGAACUGCAGAGAGUGUGAAUGCAGUAAAUGUGGUACAUCCUCAUGUGAUGACAGGACAGGAGUGUGUCACUGUAAACCAGGUGUCACCGGACGACUCUGUGACCGCUGUGAGGAUGGUUACUCAGGUUUCUCCAGCUGCCAAGGCUGUCAGAGAUGUGAAUGUAGGCCAGCUUCUCUUCGUCCCACCUGCCAUUCUCUCACUCACAGCUGUCUGUGCCGCCGGGGUGCCGGAGGUCGUUACUGUGAGAGGUGCCUCCCAGGCUAUUGGGACUAUAGCCCCUCUGGCUGCAAGAGAUGUGACUGUGAGAGCAGUCACUGUGAUAUGCAAACAGGAGAGUGUCUCCCAGAGCCUGCAACAGUUAAUCUCUGCAAUAUCAGUUGUGAUGAAUGUAUUUGGCAUGUUAUCGGCGACCUACGACUGUCCAACAAAACACUGGACCAUUUGAGGGUUGGAGUCUUGAACAUCUCUACUGGGGCUGCUGUUAAUGACAGAGUCAAAUACUAUAAUUACACUGCUCACCACUUGCAGAAUCAAUUUUACAUGUGGAGAAACAAACUGUCUGUGAUAGAAACAGAGACUCGGGGGUUAGAAGACUCCACACAGGAUGUGGUAUCCUUCAUCAGACACCUUAGUGUAUCGGAAAGCACAGUGAAGAGGCUGGGGAUCCAGAUUGAUGAGGACACACAGCAAACCAUAAGGCUAGCUGAAAACUUCAGCAAAAACCUCACUGACCUCAACAUGCACAUUGAAGAAAUGAUCCAUGAAUGGGAGUUGUAUAGUGUUGACCAUAAAGCGUCACCCGAAGUGGUCAGGAAAAACACAGAUGAAGCCUUACAUAUUGUGAGCAACAUGAGGAAACUUCACUUGUCCACACAAGGGCCUAUCACUAUUGAAGAAUCAACAGAAUCACAUGACUUGCUAAGGCGCAUUCGUCAGUUGGAGAAGAAGUCAUUGAUUACACAUGGGCAUCUCACUCCACUCAAGUUGGCUUUGUCCCGCUUCACUACCAAGCUGUCUGAUGCACAAUCCUUCCUCCAGAAUGCUACAAGUACAAUUGAGGAGACACAGGAUCGGAAUAGAGGAAACGUGCUCAAAUUCCAGAGGAAUGAGGCAGCAAAGCAGAGGAUGGAAACAGAGUUUGCAGCUACUCAAAACAGUACGGAAAAAGCGAAAGACAUAAUUACCAUAUCAGAAGAGAAUGUGGCUGAAGUGGAUACGUUGGUUGAGAAUAUAACACAAUACCUUGCUGCAAUUGAUGGUGCCAGCCAAAAGCUGAUAGCGAAGAUGGAAAAGCUCUCAUCCGCUGACAUAGACUUGAUGCAAAGGGCAGAUGAGCAUGCUGAAGAGCUGGAACGACAGGCAACUAAACUGGAAGAGGACCUGCGAAAGAGUGAUGCCAAUGGCUUUGUGCAAAAGGCCAUAAGCGCUGCCAAUGUCUACACCAACAUAGUGAAAUACAUCAGUGAUGGCAAUAUCACAACACUUGCGACAGUGAACCUAUCCCACACAGCAAAUGAUUCUGUCACUGAGAUCCACAUGAAGCUUAAUGAUCUAGUGGCAAAGUGUGAGAGCGUUUUUAAGGAGUCUGUUUCAUUGCAUUCUGAACAAAGAGAGGUAGAAGCUGAGGUGGUUGACAAAGUCAAAUACAUUGAAGAGACAAAGGAAACCUUGGAUAAAAACACUCAAAAACUUGAAGAAAUGGUUCAGGAUAUUAAUGAAAUUCAGACAGCCAGAACUAAUCAGAGACUGGAGUACACACUAAAGGUGGCUGAGGGAACUCUUAACCGAUCAGCAGCAGUGCUUGACACCAUUACGCCUAUCGGUAACAAAGUAGAGGAGUGGGCCGAUAAUCUGAGCAAGAACAAAUACUCGACAUCUGGCUAUGAGCAAGCCAUAAUCUCUGCAAAGGAAUCAGUGGAUCACCUUCAUUUUCUUGUUCCUGAGCUCUUGGAUAAGCUGAAGGUGGUUGAGCAGAAGAAGCCUGUGAAUAACAUAACCGUCAAUGUCAUGAGAAUCAGAGAACUCAUAGCCCAGGCUAGAAGUGUGGCAAAGAAGGUUCAAGUGUCCAUGAAGUUCAAUGGUCAGUCUUCAGUGGAGAUACAUGCUGAUACAAACCUAGAAGAUCUUAAGGCAGUGACGUCCAUCAGCCUAUUUAUGAGAGUUGACCCUGACAAGGAUCCGAUAGAAGAUCGUUUCAUUUUAUAUUUGGGAGACAGAAACGGUAGGAAAGACUACAUGGGACUUGCCAUCAAGAAUGACAACUUGGUGUACAUGUAUAAUCUAGGUGGUGAAUAUGUUGAAAUCCCGCUGAGUUCAAAACCUGUCAGUCAAUGGCCUGCUGUCUUCAACUACAUAAAAGUAGAAAGGUUGGGUAGACAUGGAAAAAUCUAUCUUAUCAUACCAAGCCAGAGAUCUACAGAUGAACAGAAGUUCAUUCAGAAAGGCGAAUCUCCAGGAACCGAUUCACUUUUUGACAUUGACCCGAAAGACAUGGUGUUCUUUGUUGGGGGUGUUCCACCAGAUGCCAGUCUUCCACCACCUUUGGCUCUUGCUCCAUUUGUGGGCUGCAUUGAGUUGGCUUCGCUGAACAAUGAUGUGAUCAGUCUAUAUAAUUUCAAAAACACUCACAAAAUGGAUGUGGUUGCAUCAACACCAUGUUCCAGGUACAAGCUGGCUUUUUCACAGAGUCGUAUUGCUAGCUAUUUGUUUGAUGGAAAGGGCUAUGCACUGAUCAAUAAAAUAGAGAGGAGGGGAAAAUUUGGUUAUGUCACAAGAUUUGAUAUUUCAGUGCGAACAGUUGCAAACGAUGGCGUCCUUUUCAUCAUGGUCAAUGCUGAUAAUUUUUUUCUUUUAGACAUAAAAAAUGGAUUUUUGCGUCUAAUGUAUGACUUUGGCUUCAAUGAUGGGCCUAAACUUUUGGAGGAUAACAUACCAAAAUUAAAAAUAAAUGAUGCAAGAUAUCAUGAGAUAUCAGUAAUCUACCAUCAGUCAAAGAAGGUCAUCCUUCUGGUAGACAAGAGCCAUGUUAAAUCUAUGGAGAAUCCCAAAACUACUCUGCCUUUCUCAGAUAUCUACAUAGGGGGGGCUCCCUCACACAUUCUCCAAUCUAGGUCUGAGCUGUUCGCCGUGGUUGGUCUCAAGGGUUGUGUCAAAGGCUUUCUGUUCCAAAAAAAAGACUUUAACCUCUUAGAAGAGCCUGGCACCAUUGGCAUCAGUAGUGGCUGCCCUGAGGAGUCUUUUGCAUCACAUAAAGCCUAUUUCAUGGGUGAGAGCUACUUGGGAUCCUCAGCAAAGAUUUCACCAUUUGAUAAAUUUGAAGGAGGCCUCAACUUUCGAACAUCAGAAGCGAGUGGACUACUUUUCUACCAUAUUGAAGGGCCUGAUGAAUUCAGCAUUACGCUUGAGAAUGGAGCGGUCGUGAUGAACACACAAGGAACAAGAGUUAAAACACAUAAGAAGCACUAUAAUGAUGGAAGAACGCACUUCUUAUUGGCUUCAGUGAAUAAUCAGAGGUAUUUAUUAUUGUUGGAUGAUAAAGACAAGCAGGAGAAGAAACGUCCACAAUUAAUCACAAGACCCUCCUCCAUUUCUCAAGUAAACAACUUCUAUUUUGGGGGAUCACCAAGCAGCAGUUUAAGGAACUUCACGGGCUGCAUUACCUAUGCCUACAUAAACAGACAUGAUCGAGACAUUGAGCCAGAAGACUUUCAGCGCUACAAUGAGAAUGUCCAGACUUUCCUUCAGGACUGUCCACUGCAAAAGCUUCCUGCUGCUCUUUCAUCAAGGCCCAGGGAUGACAAAUAUCAAACCAAACAGAGGCAAUCCCGUAAGGUUCGCAGGAAUGCACCCAUCCACAAUGUAAUGGAGCUAAGAAGUGACAGUGAUGUGAAGGUUUCUCCCUGCCAUCUCUCCUCAAGUCAUCAAGCAACACAUGGUGGCUACCAAUACAGCAGCUUUCCAAAUAAUAGGCAGCACUAUGAAGCUCUCCCAGAAUCCUUUUCUGAAAGGUCUAACUUUUCGUUAUCUCUAAAGACCAAGACAUCAUUUGGGCUUAUCUUUUAUGUCUCUGACUUUGAAGAGAACAACUUUAUGACACUCUUCCUGUCCAGUGGUAGGCUUGUUUACGUCUUCAACGUAGGUUAUCAGCAAGUCGAAAUGUGGAGCAAGGAAAGUUACAAUGAUGGAGAAUGGCAUAAUGUAAUGUUUUUGCGUGAUGGAAAUAUGGGAAAAUUGAUCAUCGAUGGGCUCACAGUGCUAGAGGACAAAGUUACAGGCAAUGUUGUGUCCUGGCAUGUCAGCAGCCCCCUGUAUUUUGGGGGUGUGCCUCCAAAGCGAGCACAAAGAAACAUUCAGAGAAACUCAGUAAACAGCUUUUCUGGCUGUUUGAAGAAUAUUCAGCUCAAUGGACGCUGGUUUUCAUCCGCAGACAAAACAUUUGGGGUCACUCCAUGUUUUGAGGGACUCACUGAGACAGGAACAUUCUUUGCAGAGGAAGGAGGCUAUGUACUUUUGGACACACUUGACUUGGGAUCUACAUUUGAACUAGAGAUGGAGGUGCAGCCCCGUGUGACAUCAGGUGUACUUCUCCAUGUGGAUAUUGCAGAGGGCUAUUUCUCUAUGUACAUCCAUAAAGGAGCAGUGCUGGUUGUUUUGAGUGACGGAGCACAUGUUUUAUUGGCAACAGUUUCUCCAAGACAGGGUCUUUGUACUGGCCACUGGCAUAGAAUUGCAGUAAUGAGAGAUAUGGACGUUCUCAAGUUGCAAGUAGACCAUGAGGUCCAUAGUGUGGAUGGAUUUCUUAAUCUUCACUCUACAAGCACCAGAAAUAUUUUCAUAGGUGGAGAUCCACAUCCCUCCCUUACAGGCAGGCAUGUAACCAACGAACCUUACGUAGGUUGUAUGAGGAACCUGAUGAUCGACAACAGCGGCAUUAGCUUCAGAGAUGCGGCUCUGGUCAGUGGAGCUGUCAGCGUGGGAUCCUGUCCAACUUGAUCCAACUGUAUAGUAACAGAGUAAAAAUAGCAACUUCUCCCAACGCCUCAUUAAAAAUGAGAAAUGACGAGGAAAUUAUAACCAUUAAAGUCAACCAUUCUGUUUUAUUUACUCUUCGUAUGCUGUGUGCAUUUUGUUGAAGCUAAAAACCAAUGGAAACUGUAAUACUGAAAGCAUAAAUUUGCAUUAUUUUGUCUAAUUUCACAGUUCAUACUAAAAAUGGUCCAUUUGGUGAUAACCAAAAUAUAUGUCAAAUGUAGAAAUUUAUGUGAAUAUGUCCUGUAUUAUAUAAAUUGAUUUUUGUUGGCAAACAAUUGUCUUUCAUAAAUGUGAUUUAUAUAUAUACAUAUACACACUAUAUAGAUGGAGGAUUUCUAAUCCUAUCUAAUCUGUUCACUCCAAGCAAGAACCUCAGCAUCUUCAUUUUUGCUACCUACAGUUCUGCUUCCUGUUGUUUCGGCCUGACCACUGUUUUAUAAACUUUGCCCUU